AUGAGGGAAAGCUACUCUUCAUUUGGCUUUCUAACAGGGAAAGCUCUCAUUCCUCAUCUUUCCAAACAUAUAUCUACUUCCAAGAGGCCAACACAUGCAAGAUGCAACCCCAUGCAUUGGGCCAACAUGGAUUUUCAGGCCCAUGGCAUGUUUGGCAGGCCCAAAUCCAAUUACUCAUAUUUUCAUGAGAAAGAUUUUGGGUGUUCUUUCAAGAGAUGUUCUUGUUUUGUUCUUCUCUUCCUUUCUCUAAGUGUAACAUUGUUAGGUGUCAUCGCUCUCGUCAUCGUCUUCGCACUCCGGCCCAGAAAGCCCAUUUUCGCUCUGCAGGCAGUACGGGUCGAAUCGUUCAAAAUCAACGGUUCAGAUGGUCCGGACGCCUAUGUGUCGUCCAAAAUUUUGCUUUUGUUCAAUACCCAAAACCCCAAUAAGGUUGGAUUAAGGUAUAGCCCAUCGCAGCUCUUCGUGCUCGAUAAGGGGGUCCCAGUAGGCGUAGCCAACGUCCCAGAUUUUUACCAGCCUGCUCAUAGCAAGAAUGUGAGUGUGCAGGGGCGGGUUAUGUUCGAGCACGUUAGUCUCAGUCAAAUUGCUGGUGGGAACCUCUUGAAGGGAACCAACGGUGGAGAUCAUGCAGUGGUUCGUAUAGUCGGUGAUAUCACGGCACGUGUGCAUGCCAUGCAUGUCACCCUGCCAAAGAUCAAGGUUGCACUUGAUUGCGAGAUAAGCAUGGAUUAUAGAGGGAUUAUACUGAGCAGAGGAACUAAUCUCAUGAAAAAACACAAGGCUCAUUUCUCAAACCAUCCAUCGUUCUCGAAGAAGUGCUCUCUAGCCGUUUAUUUAUAGUUACAAACUAGAUUGUACCACUAAACAAAUUUCCGAGUGGCCGAUGGGCUGCCUUGCAUAUGGCGGGCCUGAUCGCACCGUUGUGGGGACAACCUAAU
Messenger RNA from Magnolia sinica, 938 nucleotides. RefSeq lists its product as uncharacterized. Lineage: Eukaryota; Viridiplantae; Streptophyta; Magnoliopsida; Magnoliales; Magnoliaceae. Gene Ontology annotation, cellular component: plasma membrane. The record is from RefSeq and is a predicted model, not a curated record. The coding region runs from base 1 to 840 and encodes 279 amino acids. The transcript has 3 exons.